CCCAGAGCAAAUGGCUAACUCAGAAAGCAUGUCUGGAAGAACUGAUUCUCCUAUCCCACCCUUUGGAGAGAGUGAACAAUCACCUAACAGUCUCUUCACGGGAGUGUCUCAUUUGGAGAAUACAAAACCAAAAAAGAGAAAGUUAUUCCGGAGAUUUAUGUCUGAAAAUAAAAUAUUUGAAGGAAAAACUGUGAAUGACAAAACCUGGCAGGAACUCAGCAAGCAUAAGAAUGAUUCCCACAUCAGAAGGCCCUGUCAGCUAAAAGAUAUAAAUGAAGAUGAUUUUAUAAGUAACAGCAUGCAUACUCUUCAAGGAAAAACACUACAAGGAACUUCCUGUCAGGUUACCUCUGAAUGUUGGAGUCCAUUUCACUAUCAACGACAUGUUGAGCCUACUCUUGAUGAAAUGGUUCAAGAAUUUAUGUAAAGCAACAAAAGGAGAUACUUACCUAGCCAAAUGUCCCCAAGGAUAUUGGAGGAACAAUGAAUUCCUCUGAUCCAAUUCUAGAUUUUACAGAUGAAGGGUUGAAGUGCAGAGAGGUGAAGUGGCUCACUCAAAUUCACAUGCCUAGUCACAAAGCAGAUUUUCAAAGAAGAGCCAUCAUUCGUCUACACAUAAGGGCAGGUUCUUACUCCAGGUUUGGUUGACAUUUCUUGUGUCUAUUAAAUUACAUAUCCUAAAUUUAAAAGUUGUUUUUUUACUGUGUAAUUUUCCAUCCAUAGCUCCUCUUCUUGCUAAAAAUCCAAUAGACACUUAAUACAAGUUGAUGAAUUUGCAUACUGGCUCUUAACAUUUCCUAUUGUUGACAUUUUUUUGGUCAGCUAGGAGGUGUACCGAAAAAGAGAAAUGCUCUUAUGAGCAGUUUUAGAAACUUCUUCAAAAUUUCAGAGCAGAGGAUAUUACGCAGGAAGUAGGAAAGAUGUGACUUCUGUGGCCUUUUCCCUUAAAUAAACACAACCCUCGUUUGCAACUCUGGUUUGUGUAAUCCUGGCAAUUCCCACCGAGUUUGGCGGUGUCUUCACAUUCAAAGACCGACCCUAAGCUUUACUUCAAAGAGCAGUCUUGGCUUCCCCUGCAGAAGUGGAGAAUUGGCCAUGACAUUGCCGCUUAAUUUUACUAUGGAAAAUUAGGCCCUUGUGGCUUCUGGAAGACUCCUUUCCUUUUUUACUGUGUUCUCAGAGGGCACAUGAUUAUUCCAAGACCUGAAUUAUGCACCCCAAAAUCUGCUUGAGAGGAGGGAGGAGCUAGAAGAUUUUAUUAGGACUUGAAAGGAUUUUAGUGUUUAUAUGGUGGGAUAAGACUAUUACGUAAAUGGCUUUGUUAGACAUCCUAAAUUAUACCGCUUAGCUUCUUAAAUACCUGCUAAUCCUCUAGCCAAGCACGUUUCCCCUCCCUGCUCUUACCUUAUUCAAUCUUUCUCUCCUGUAAUAAUCCUUGAAUUUUAUUUGUAGCUCUUCUAUGACACACCAACUUUUUUUUUCCAGAUGUAUUUUUGGCCAGCUGUUCAGUUUGAAAAUAUAUAUGUUGACUAUGCUGAUUCUAGGAAUUGAUAUGUACAAAACAGUACUAGAACCCAAAGAGGUCACCUUCCAGUGAGGAGGUUAGGAAGAGAAACAUAUGAUUCUUUUUCUUAGUACUCAUAUUAGGCAAUGUGCAUCACA
This is a messenger RNA of Saimiri boliviensis boliviensis (Bolivian squirrel monkey), 1662 nucleotides long. NCBI's taxonomy places the organism in Eukaryota, Metazoa, Chordata, Mammalia, Primates, Cebidae. The record is from RefSeq and is a predicted model, not a curated record.